Teleopsis dalmanni is the source of this 3082-nucleotide messenger RNA. Its product is annotated as peptide-N(4)-(N-acetyl-beta-glucosaminyl)asparagine amidase-like. The transcript is spliced from 8 exons. Gene Ontology annotation, molecular function: peptide-N4-(N-acetyl-beta-glucosaminyl)asparagine amidase activity. NCBI's taxonomy places the organism in Eukaryota, Metazoa, Arthropoda, Insecta, Diptera, Diopsidae. Bases 107 to 2032 code for a protein of 641 amino acids. The record is from RefSeq and is a predicted model, not a curated record. Gene Ontology annotation, biological process: glycoprotein catabolic process; protein quality control for misfolded or incompletely synthesized proteins; protein deglycosylation. Gene Ontology annotation, cellular component: cytosol; cytoplasm; nucleus.
UUGUAUUAGUGAAAAAAAAGAACAAACACAGCUGCACACGAGAUUAAAAUUAUAAAAUAAUUUAUUACCUCACCCCGGCUUCCACCGAACCGUUCAACGGCCUAUAAUGUCUCGAGUUAACUUGCACUCUGUGCAAUUAAUAGAACCGUCGACAUCGACGACAGCAGAUCCACAAGUAUUAAAAAAUUCCAAAGAUGCAUACUUAGAAGCAGUGCGAAUUUUAUUAGUUUUACUGGAAAACGUUUUAAAAGAGCCACAAAAUCAGAAAUAUCGAACCAUUCGCCUUGAAAAUAAAACAAUUAAAGAGAAGCUACUUUCACUUGUCGGCAGUGCACAAUUACUGUUUGCAAUUGGAUUUCAAAAACGUAAUAAUACCGAAUAUACUCUACCGCUCGAAAUACCACUUCAACAGAUCUCGGAGUAUAAAAAUAUUUUGCAGCAGCGCAGGGAUGCUUGGUUGAAGGGAGGGACUGUGCCCAAUAUUGAUUUUGAAGUUUCACUGAAAUCAACCGCUACGAGCUCCAAUAUGAAUGCACCACCAGUAGUUAAUUUUAUACGACCAUCUGUGCCUUACCGGCAAAGAACCACAUUUCCUCUAAUGUUGCGCACUACCAAUAAAUUUCUGCAGUCACUUGAAUUCUAUUCAGAUGCCGUUAUGCAAUAUGAAGAUGAGAAUUUGCUAAAUGCUGGACGUGAAAUUAUACCUAUCGAUGAUCUAACACAAAAGGCGAGUCAGAAACUGAUUUCAAUACAAGAGCAAAUUGCUGAAGGCGCAAGUGACAACAAAGAACCUUGUAUAAGAGAUCUCAUAUUAGUUGAAUUAGUGAAUUGGUUCAAUACAGAGUUCUUUGAAUGGGUUAAUAAUAUGCCCUGCAAGGUGUGUGGCAGUGAGGAGAGUAAGUUACGACGUACUCAAACGGAGGGUGAUGUACGCGUUGAAGUCGGUAUCUGCUGUGGGCAGGAAACUAAAUUUUAUCGUUACAAUGAUAUAUCCCAAUUACUAGUUUCACGAAAGGGUCGGUGUGGCGAAUAUGCCAACUGUUUUACGUUUUUAUGCCGUUGCUUGGACUAUGAUGCACGCAUUGUACAUUCCUUUUUCGAUCAUGUCUGGACGGAGGUUUAUUCUGAAAGUCAAUUACGUUGGUUGCACGUGGAUCCGUCGGAUAAUGUUGUUGAUUCGCCACUUAUGUAUCAACAUGGUUGGAAACGUAAUAUUGAUUAUGUUUUUGCUUAUUCCUGUGAUGAUGCACAAGAUGUUACUUGGCGUUAUACAAAUAAUCAUAAACAGAUUUUGAAAACGCGCAGGUUGUGUGCAGAAAACGAGCUUAUUGAAUCCUUAAUAGCUUUAAGAAAGAAGCGUCAAGCUAACCUUAGCGAGGAGAGAAAGAAAUACUUGAGUCAGAGGAGUAUGUUGGAAUUAAUUGAGCUAACAGUCGAAAGAGCACCAACCGAGAACGAACUAAAAGGUCGCAGUUCGGGUAGCUUAUCAUGGCGGCAAUCGCGUGGGGAACAUACAUUUAAUGACAUUUUUAUUUUCACACCAAACAACACCGAAAUAGAAAAAAAGCAAUUCAAUGUGCGUUAUUGUUGCUCAACUGAUCUGUAUGAACGUUACAUAAAAGAUGGUUCGAAUAUAAACGUGUUAACAACAUAUAAGACUUGGCAAAGUGCACAGUUUUCAUCUGAAAAUAUUUUACGUAAGGUGGAAAGAGAUUGGAAAAUGGUUUACUUAGCUAGACAAGAGGAUAGUGAUUAUGCAGAAAUUGUGUGGAAAUUUAAGUUUACAACGGAAAAUUUAAAAGUGAAGAAUUAUAAUUUAAUUUUCGAGAGGAAAACUUUUGGAGAAGGCCAAAUUGAAGUAUUAGUCACCACCGGCGAUGGUGAGACGAAUAUUGAGGGUGCUACGGAAUUUCAAAUUAAAGCUAAACUAUCAGGCGGUAAAGGUGAUGUUGCUUGGCAGCAUACACAAUUGUUUAGACAAGGAUUGAAUGCAAAAGAUUAUCCAUUUGAUUUGCAAAUUGAGUUUAUGUAAAUAGAUUUUAGCCAAAAAGCGUAUUGGAAGGAUAAGUAGAGAUUUACAACAUGAAUUAAGAUAGCUUUGAGUCCUGCAUUUGUUUUCGAAUUUCCAAUUUUUAAAGUUCCUGUUCAGAAAAGAUUCAUUAAUUUGUUAGUCUUUAGUUUUGAUAAUAUAUAAAAGUUCGGAAAACAAUUUUGAACUAGGUUUUUAGAAAUCGAAUAUAUGUCACAAAUCAUUUAUACGCUUUUAAUCUUCAAAAUUUAGAAAGUAAGAAAGAAAGCAAGAAAUUUUUUUCACUUACAAAAAGUUUAAAAACAAAUUGAACAGAUCAGGAUAAGUUCAGGAUCCUCUUAAACAGAUCAACGUCUCGAAUCGUUUUAGUCGUUUUCAUGUCAGUGAGACUUACAUAAUUUUAAGAAUAAAAUUUUUAUGCUCUUUAAAAUGUACAAUAUUAGUUGAUUAUAUCUCGUAAUUGUUGUUGUAAUCCGCAGGGACCUAAAGAGCAGAAAACAUGACAGGAUUGCAAGACAAAGACAGCAUGGAAUGUGUAGUAAGGGAGAUGUCAGAUGUGAAAUUGUGUUUAGUAAAGGUACAAUGUAAGUGCUAAUUGAACCCCGCAUCGUACUCCUAUGUUGUAGUCGUCUUAUUCUACCAAUUGAGCAAUUACUCAGAUCAAUAAUGAAUAUAUGAAUAAUAAUUUUUAUUAUUUUUAAAUAUUAUGUAUAUUUUGCAGAUCUUAAUAUUCUUACCAGUGUUUGUUAUAUAUUACCCAUCAGUAUUUAAGAAGAUUUUUUGAUUUAUUUUUUUGAAAACUUCGACGAAAAGAAAGAAGUUCAAGUUGUCGAUAUUGACGAGUGAUUGCAGGUCAACACUCUCUCAUUUUGCAAACCUGUAUAUCUACCCCAUAAAUUUUUAAAAACCAAUUUUUAUCUAUUAGAUAUAUUUUCACAAACUAUUUUGUAUAUAAAUAUAUUUUAUACUGAUAAGAAAUUCUAUCAUAAAGAUUCUAUACAUAAAAGGUUCUUUAAAAAAAAAAUUACUUUGUUGAAACAUUCCACAUAAAUU